AUGCCCCGGUUGUCAAACGAUUUUUUAUACCCAGAAGAGAUUGAAAAGGGUUAUAAGAAAGAGGACUUGCUACAAAACUUUCGGAACUACAUUGAACAUGCUACCCGAGUGCAAAAAGAAUAUAAUAGUAAAAGUGGAGUCAAGCUACUCGUUGGAUUUGAAAUUGAGGGUUUAGAUGACGAACAUAUCUCUUUCAGCGAUGAAAUACUUAGCCAGUAUCCAAUAAAUAUGACAGUGGGGUCAGUUCACUAUCUUCAUAAAAUACCAAUUGAUUUUUCUGCUGAACUUUGGCUUGAAGCUAGGGAUCAAUCAAAGGAUAAAACAGCAAGAGGGUUAUAUAAAGACUAUUUUGAUUUACAAUUCGAAGUGAUAAGUAGAUUAAAACCUAAUGUGAUUGGGCAUUUCGAUUUAAUUCGCUUAUUUGAACCAAAAGAUGAAAUUGAUCCAACCACCGGUAUAAAGAUUCGUGAUAUAAAUCUUGAAAAAGACUGGCCUGAGGUUUGGGAAGGCAUUGUAAAGAAUAUAAAAUUUGCAGUAAAUUAUGGUGCUUUAUUUGAACUCAAUUCCGCUGCAAUUAGAAAGGGGUGGGAUUCACCGUAUCCUAAAAAGGAUAUCAGUUUAAUAAUCAAAGGCAAUGGUGGCCGUUUUUGUCUUUCGGAUGAUUCUCAUGGACUUAAACAAGUUGGAUUAAACUUCCAUAAAGUUCGUGAUUAUGUAGUUAAUGAGUUAAAGCUACUGGACAUUUACUAUUUAGAUUUAGACAAAGGAAGGACAGUAGUAAAGCUGAUUUCUAUAGACGAAUUUGAGAAAUCUAACUUUUGGCAGCAAUAUGAAAAUUUGCCAUAA
Molecule: messenger RNA, 846 nt
Organism: Hyphopichia burtonii NRRL Y-1933
Lineage: Eukaryota; Fungi; Ascomycota; Pichiomycetes; Serinales; Debaryomycetaceae
Product: histidinol-phosphatase
Exons: 1
Coding region: 1-846 (281 amino acids)
Biological process (GO): L-histidine biosynthetic process
Cellular component (GO): cytoplasm
Molecular function (GO): histidinol-phosphatase activity
Source: RefSeq, a predicted model, not a curated record